Molecule: messenger RNA, 1074 nt
Organism: Brassica napus (rape)
Lineage: Eukaryota; Viridiplantae; Streptophyta; Magnoliopsida; Brassicales; Brassicaceae
Exons: 1
Coding region: 512-889 (125 amino acids)
Source: RefSeq, a predicted model, not a curated record
AACAAAACAAACACCUCUUGGUUUGCCCAUAUGAAUGUGAUUUUGUAUUUACACAAUUUGAUUGUAAAAUUUACUUUUAUAUAUGAUUUUAUUAUUAUUAGUUUUUAGUGAACUGAUAAUAUAAAAUAAUUAUGUAAUUGAUUACUAUAUAUAUAUAUAUAUAUAUGUUGACCAAAAAUAAUAUAUAUAUAUUUCAAAUUUUAAGUGAGUCAGUGAUGUAAAUAUCCUUUAAAUCCAAUGUAUAUUUUUGCCUACGACCCAAGUGAGAAGAAAUAUAUAUAGGGAAAAAACGUACUCAUUCAAUUUAAAAUAAAAAAUACUCUCGUAAUUACAAUUCAACCGUUGGUCUUAGAAAAGUGAUGGUUUUAUUUUGAAAAUUUAUUAUUUGUUAUCUUAUUAUAAGUCGAUAUAAUUGGUAGUUUAACCACACAUUGCACUUAUUCCUUGUAACUUGGCUCCCACAAGCUCACCUGAAAGACUCUCACUCUCUCCCUCUCUUAAGCACUUUCUCAUGUUCGGAAUUACGGCAAGACAUGAUGACCAACUCGGCACCGCAACCAUACCAACCAUAUACAUGGACCCACCUUCCCUAGACCAGCCGUGCCACAACUCAGACCACCGUUCAAUAGAAACCCUAGUCGUUAUCUUAGCUGUCAUCACCAUUUUAUCCGUCUUAGCCGGCAUCUUUGCUAGGCUUUGCGGCGGACGCCAUUUAUCUGACAGCGGAGACCACCACAUCGAAGGUUGGGUGGAGAGGACGUGCCGUAGCUGCAUCGAUGCUGGAGUCCCCACCGUCGCUGCCGCUCCUCUUCCACCGCCUCCAGCGACCACAGAAAUAGUGGAAGAGCAAAGCAAGCCAACAGCCGCGGGAGAUCAAAGCAAGAAGUGAAAAAAGUGAAGUAAAAAAGUGAAGUAAAAAAGGGUGAACCUAAAUUCUUCAGUUUAGCUCUUAAUUAACCUCAUGUAAUCGUCGAAAAAGUGAAAACAUUAUGUAAUCUCCGUAAUUUUGAAGACAUCGUUUUACUUAUUUUAUAUACGGACACUGAUUUCGGAAUUUCCACAGAUGGUUUAUGA